Molecule: messenger RNA, 624 nt
Organism: Meloidogyne enterolobii
Lineage: Eukaryota; Metazoa; Nematoda; Chromadorea; Rhabditida; Meloidogynidae
Source: the annotation of a GenBank genome assembly
AUGAAUAUUUUUAUAUUUUUAUUAAUUUUUUGCAACAUAUACACCCUUAAUACAACUCGAGUUGAUGAAAAUAAUUUUGUCAAAACACCUAUGAAAAAAGUUUAUACAAAUUUAAAGAAAGGAACCUCCUGUAAAACCAACGCAAGGAUAAUACAUUCAAUUAAAACUUUAAGGGAAAUUAAAUCAUCCGAAAGAAAAACUCGUCAUAAAAUUAAAAGACAAGAUAACGAACGAGAGUAUCAACGAUCAACCUUAGGAAAAGUUCAUAAUACUUCAAAUAAAAAUAAUUUAAAAAAGGAUCAAAUAAGCCUGGAAGAAAUGAGAAAAAGACUUGCGGACCUGCAAACAAAUUCUCCAAAAAUUUGUUUUAAAAAACAACCAAUUCCUUGUGGUUUGUUAAUUUACUAAAACUUUAUUUCUGUGAAUUUAGAUUGUUUAGGUGGUAAAGCGGUGGUAAAGCAAGCUAAGGCAAUUAUUCCUUGUAUUUUCGAAUCCGAGAUGGGGCUCAAUUGUCUUCGAAUAGGUCCAAUAUAAACUCAUUAUUUCGACCCAAAAGAGUGUUUUUUGUGCUUAUCUCAUUAUGAAUAAUUUGCAAAAAAAUAGUUAAAACCCUUAAUAAACUCU